Funneliformis caledonium is the source of this 708-nucleotide messenger RNA. Lineage: Eukaryota; Fungi; Glomeromycota; Glomeromycetes; Glomerales; Glomeraceae. The record is from the annotation of a GenBank genome assembly.
UUUAUGCUGUAUGUUUGAAAGAUACUCCAACAAAAUUUGCAGUUAAAAAAUUCACCAACGAUUAUCCCGAAGAAAUCAUCAUAAACGAGAUUCGUUUAAUGAAAAUUGUGGAUUAUCAUCCAAAUAUAAUUGGAUUUUGUGGAGUCACAAAAUUUGAAGAAGAAAAAAAUUAUUCGCUUAUUCUUGAAUAUGCAAAUGGUGGAACCUUAGGAAAAUAUUUACGAGAAAAUGUUAAAACUUUCAAGAGUGAAUGGGAAAGACAAUUGAAAUUUGCACGUGAUAUUGCAAGAUCAAAUUUCUAUACCAAAGGAUCACGUGGAGUAAUCCCUUAUAUGGAUCCUAAAUUUUUUGAAAACCAUUCAUAUGAUCUCACCGAAAAAUCUGAUAUAUAUAGCUUUGGAGUAUUAUGCUGGGAAUUAACUAGUUGUUCAUCACCUUUCAAUUUUGAAACAACAGUUGAUACUGCUAUUCAGGUUAAAAUUCUUGAAGGUGUAAGAGAAAAGCCUAUCUCAACCACAAAUGGUAAAUUUGUUUAUCUUUAUCAAAAAUGUUGGCAACAUGAACCAGAUGAGAGACCAAAUAUUUAUCAAGUAAUUUCGGAACUUAAUAGUGUAACCGAUUCUAAUUCUGAAGAAAGUGUUAGAACUGAAGAAACAGAAAAUGAUGAGAAGGCAGAUCACUUCUUCGAUUGUGAUAUAACCAGAUACU